Molecule: messenger RNA, 2406 nt
Organism: Chanos chanos (milkfish)
Lineage: Eukaryota; Metazoa; Chordata; Actinopteri; Gonorynchiformes; Chanidae
Product: protocadherin gamma-A5-like
Exons: 2
Coding region: 1-2406 (801 amino acids)
Biological process (GO): homophilic cell-cell adhesion
Cellular component (GO): plasma membrane
Molecular function (GO): calcium ion binding
Source: RefSeq, a predicted model, not a curated record
AUGUCGGAGACAACAAUGGCGUGGCAAGUACUGUUCUUUAUUUCGAUUCUCUAUUUCGGUGUAGCGCACGCCCAGGUCAGUUACUCUAUUUCUGAGGAAAAGGCCAAGGGCUCUCUAGUCGGUAACAUAGCGCAAGAUUUGGGUUUAGACUUAAAGAGGCUGAAAUCGGGUAAAGCUCGUAUUUAUACUGGGGACAGCGCGGAAUACAUCGAGCUGAAUACAGAAAGGGGAGUUCUUCUCGUCAAAGAGAGGAUAGAUCGAGAGGCUUUAUGCGGACAGACUACGCCAUGCGCUCUACAUUUUCAGAUUACUCUAGAAAACCCGAUAGAAUUUUAUAGCAUUACUGUUGAGAUAACGGAUAUAAAUGACAAUGCUCCAAACUUUGAAAAGAGUGAAAUUAUUUUCAAGAUCAGUGAGACCGCUGUAGUUGGCUCGAAAUUUGUGUUAGAGCCUGCAAAAGACUCAGAUGUUGGUAUUAAUACUCUUCGGGGCUAUUCUCUGACACCAACGGAUCAUUUUCUUUUGAACUUUAAAAUCUUACCAUCAGGAGGACAAAAUGUUGAAAUGGUUUUACAGAAACAUUUAGAUCGUGAGAGGCAAGAGCUAAUGACUUUGGUAUUAACAGCAUUUGAUGGAGGAGAACCACAGAUGUCCGGUAACAUAGAGAUACACAUCACGGUUUUAGAUGCAAAUGACAACGCUCCUGUUUUUACACGGUCGGUAUACAAAGCGACUGUAAAGGAGAACGCAGUUAAAGGCACGGUUGUAACCAAAGUUAAUGCAUCUGAUCCUGAUCAAGGCUCCAAUGGUCAAAUAACCUAUUCAAUUACAAAUACACAGGAUGACGUCAGACAAAUAUUUGAAAUUAACGAAUAUGAUGGGACAGUAAAAGUGACUGGUCUUAUCGAUUAUGAAAAAGCUCGUCAUUAUGAGAUUCGGAUACAAGCAAGAGACCACGGCGGUCUUACUGAUUCGUGUAAAAUAGAAGUAGAGGUUGUUGAUAUUAAUGAUAACAAGCCAACAAUUAACAUUAUGUCAAAAACGAGCAUGAUAUCAGAGGAUUCGAAAUCGGGAACAGUCGUCACGAUAAUUAAUGUUCAGGACCUAGACUCAAGCGAAAACGGUAAAACUCAUUGCUCGAUCAGUGAUAGUAUUCCCUUUACUCUAAAAUUAACCAGACAUCAUUUCUAUUCCUUAGUUACCGCCGCUGAUUUAGACCGGGAGAGAGUGAGUGAGUACAAUAUCAGUGUGACAUGCGCUGAUCAGGGAGAACCCCCUCUGUCCAGCAGCGUCACUCUCUCCUUACAGUUAUCAGAUGUCAAUGACAACGCGCCCUUCUUUGAUAAGACCGUUUAUACAGCUUCCAUUCAAGAAAACAAUAUGCCGGGCAUGUCCAUACUCACUGUAAGCGCCAGAGACGCAGACUGGAACCAGAAUGCCCAUGUUUCGUACAUACUGGAGGACACCUCGGUUAAUGGAGUGCCCGUGUCCUCCUACGUGUCCGUUAGUGCAGAUAGUGGCGUUAUCCAUGCAGUACGCUCUUUUGAUUACGAGCAAAUAAAGGACUUUCAGUUCUGGGUGAAAGCGCAAGAUGGAGGCUCCCCCCCUCUGAGUAGCAAUGUUAGUGUGAAAAUAAUGAUUCAGGAUCAGAAUGAUAAUGUGCCUCAAGUUUUGUACCCAGUACAGACUGGUGCCUCUUUGGUGGCUGAAAUGGUACCUCGGUCGGCUGAUGUGGGCUAUCUUGUGACUAAAGUGGUGGCUGUUGAUGUAGACUCUGGACAGAAUGCAUGGCUCUCAUAUAAACUUCUCAAAGUUGCAGACAGACCACUGUUUGAAGUAGGCCUACAGAAUGGAGAAAUAAGAACUAUACGCCAGGUCACUGAUAAAGAUGCUGUGAAACAAAGACUCACUGUUAUAGUGGAGGACAAUGGCCAGCCCUCUCGUUCAGCCACCGUCAAUGUUAAUGUGGUGGUGGCAGACAACUUCCCUGAAGCACUCUCGGAGCUUACUGACUUCACCCACGACAAAGAUUACAACGACAAACUGACUUUCUAUUUAAUCUUGGCCUUGGCUGUGGUUUCAUUUUUAUUCAUUGUAUCCAUCAUAGCCAUACUGUCAGUCAAGUUCUACCGUUGGAGACAAGAGCGGAUAUUUUAUAAGUCCAACACCAAUCUCCCAGUUAUUCCGUAUUACCCACCCCUUUAUACAGAUAUAGGAGGCACUGGGACUUUGCAGCAUGUAUACAAUCACGAGGUUUACAGAACAAUUGACUCGGGAAAAAGUGACCUAAAAUACAUGAGACCUAACAAUCAGAGCAUCAUUAGUCUGGACACCAGUGGAACAUCGACGGUACCACAUGUGCACACAGAUAAACUGACCAGUGAUGAUUUUAUUGAUCAGGGAUGA